This is a messenger RNA of Gossypium arboreum, 740 nucleotides long. RefSeq lists its product as uncharacterized. Gene Ontology annotation, molecular function: dynein intermediate chain binding; dynein light intermediate chain binding. Gene Ontology annotation, cellular component: dynein complex. The coding region runs from base 224 to 589 and encodes 121 amino acids. Gene Ontology annotation, biological process: microtubule-based process. The record is from RefSeq and is a predicted model, not a curated record. Lineage: Eukaryota; Viridiplantae; Streptophyta; Magnoliopsida; Malvales; Malvaceae. The transcript is spliced from 3 exons.
UUAUUUAUUUUUGUUAGAAUCAAAAUCUCACUUUGAUCAUAAUAUAUUAAUAACUCGAAUUCAUUCCAUCUCAAUUUACAUUGAAAUGUAAAUUUAAAAGACAAAUAACUUAAAAUAUCUUUAAUAGUCAAUUCCAACUUCAAAAUAUAACAUAAAACGAUUCAGCUGAGAAUCACCAUAGCAAACAACCAAGGGAGAUAGGACUCAUUUAUCACAAAAAGAAAUGAGCUCUGAAGAAGCAAAGAGAAGCAUCAAUGGAGCUCUGAAGGCCGUGAAACCGAAAACCGACGAUCCGAAGCUUUCUCCGGAGUCCACCACUUCACCACCCAAAAAAGUCAUCAUCAAAAGCGCCGACAUGAAGGAAGAACAGCAAAAAGAGGCUGUCAAUAUAGCCAUCUCCGCAUUUGAGGAGAACAAUGUUGAGAAAGAUGUAGCAGAGCGCAUAAAGAAGGAAUUCGAUAAGAGACAUGGACCUACUUGGCAUUGCAUCAUUGGUCGCAAUUUUGGUUCAUACGUAACUCACGAGACGAACCACUUUGUUUAUUUCUACUUAGAUCAGAAAGCAGUUUUGCUCUUCAAAUCUGGUUAAAAUCAUGCUGUUAUGUUGAUGAAACAGUGGCGGUGGUCGUAUAAUCGCUAGAUGAAAAGCCUUUUACUUAUCCUGGUUACGGUUUUAGCAACUGUAGCCUAACUUGUAUAUUUCAUUACAUCUAAGUCGGGCUUGAAUCAUUGUUCUCAAA